Messenger RNA from Lindgomyces ingoldianus, 981 nucleotides. RefSeq names its product Arabinanase/levansucrase/invertase. The transcript has a single exon. Gene Ontology annotation, molecular function: hydrolase activity, hydrolyzing O-glycosyl compounds. Gene Ontology annotation, biological process: carbohydrate metabolic process. The coding region runs from base 1 to 981 and encodes 326 amino acids. NCBI's taxonomy places the organism in Eukaryota, Fungi, Ascomycota, Dothideomycetes, Pleosporales, Lindgomycetaceae. The record is from RefSeq and is a predicted model, not a curated record.
AUGGCCGAUAAAGACCCCAUCGUCACACACGUCUUUACUGCCGACCCGUCUGCGCAUGUUUUCAAUGGCAAGCUCUACGUUUACCCCUCCCACGAUCGUGAGACCGAUAUCAAGGACAAUGAUAAUGGAGAUCAGUAUGACAUGAAUGAUUAUCAUGUUUUUAGUAUGGACACAGUCGGUGGGCCCGUGACUGACCACGGAGUUGCACUGAAACAGGAGGAUAUUCCGUGGGUCUCGAAGCAACUCUGGGCUCCAGAUGCGGCACAAAAGAACGGUAAAUAUUACCUGUUCUUCCCUGCAAGAGAUCAUGAGGGAAUCUUCAGGAUUGGUGUGGCUGUUGGAGAUGAGCCAGGAGGUCCUUUCAAACCGGAGCCGGAGCCGAUUCAGGGCAGCUUCAGUAUCGACCCUGCAAGUUUCGUGGACGACGACGGACAAGCAUACCUCUAUUUUGGCGGCAUAUGGGGUGGACAAUUGCAGUGCUGGAGCACUGGAAAAUUUGUGAGGGAGAGUUACUCAAAAAUGGAAGCGCAGGAGGGUCCUGCUUUGUGCGCAAAAGUUGCAAAACUGAGCGAAGAUAUGAAGUCCCUCAAGUCUGAUGUCCAGGAUGUCGUAAUAUUAGACAAAGAUAGACAGCCACUUCCAGCGUCCGACCACGAUAGGAGAUUCUUCGAAGCAGCCUGGAUGCACAAGUACAAUGGCAAAUACUACUUCUCGUACUCCACCGGCGAUUCGCACUACCUCUGCUACGCGACAAGCGACAACCCACUUGGUCCAUUUACGUACGGCGGCAGGAUCCUAGAACCAGUCAUAGGAUGGACUACGCAUCACUCUAUCGUAGAGUUCAAGGGCAAAUGGUAUCUUUUCUACCAUGAUACUUCACUGUCGAAGGGCGUCAAUCACCUAAGGUGUGUGAAGAUUAGAGAGAUUGUGUAUGAUGAUGAAGGCAAGAUUGGCCUGGCAGAGCCCCAGCCGAAAGUAUAG